Molecule: messenger RNA, 1139 nt
Organism: Prinia subflava (tawny-flanked prinia)
Lineage: Eukaryota; Metazoa; Chordata; Aves; Passeriformes; Cisticolidae
Gene: MFAP2
Product: microfibril associated protein 2
Exons: 9
Coding region: 520-1065 (181 amino acids)
Biological process (GO): embryonic eye morphogenesis
Cellular component (GO): microfibril
Source: RefSeq, a predicted model, not a curated record
GGAAAAGCGGGAUUUGGGGGAUUUGGGUCCUUUUCCUGCUCCAUCCCGGGAUAAACUCCCCGCGGGGCUGCAGCAUCCUCGCUGCUGGGGGGAUCGGAAUCCACCCCUGGAUCGGGAGGGGUGCUGUGAUCCCAGAUUUUGGGGGUGCGGUGAUGUUUUUCCAGGAGCUGACGAGGCGACAGAAAAAAAUCCCCUGAGCUGCUCCUUCCAUCCCUCCCUCCCUGCAGCCCCACAAACCCCGCGCGGGAUCCUCCCCCCUCCUCGCUUCUCCGUGGGUUUAAAACUCAUCCCACCGGGAAAAGCCCCCAAAAAACAACAAUCCCCGGCGCCCCGGCAGCGGCGCGCUCUCCCGGGUGAUUGUUGGUGGUUCUUUGUGGGUUUUCCCGGUUUUCCCCCUCCCAGGCAGCGCGGGAGGAGGAAGGGGCCGGCUCAGGUGUGGCUUUAGGACCCAGCGGAUCCCCCGUGCUCGAGAUCCUCCGGCUGCGUCCCGGCCGCGCUCCCGCCCGUCGUUCCAGCAGGAUGAGAGCCACGGGGCUCCUGGUGCUGUGCCUGCCAGCGCUCCUGGUGCAGGGCCAGUACAGCCGAUUCGAGGGCAUCACCUACCCCGAGCCCGUCCAGUACUCCCAGUACGACCAGCAGGCAGAAAUUCAGGACUACUACGAAUACCACGAUGCCACCCCCCGAGCCCCCGAGGAGCAGUUCCGGUUCCAAUCCCAGCAGCAAUCCCAGCAGGAAACCGUGCCGGCCCCGACCCCAGCCGCGGUGCCCGAGACAGAGCCCACGGAGCCGGGACCGCUCGACUGCCGGGAGGAGCAGUACCCCUGCACCCGGCUCUACUCCGUGCACAAGCCCUGCAAGCAGUGCCUGAACGAGAUCUGCUUCUACAGCCUCCGCCGGGUUUACGUCAUCAACAAGGAGAUCUGCGUCCGCACCGUGUGCGCCCACGAGGAGCUGCUGCGAGCCGACCUGUGCCGGGACAAGUUCUCCAAGUGCGGGGUGAUGGCCACGAGCGGCCUCUGCCAGAGCGUGGGCGCCUCCUGCGCCCGCAGCUGCGGCGGCUGCUGAGCCCCGGGGCCGCCCCGGGACCCCGGCCCCGCUCCGGGACCCCGCCCGGGACCCCGGCCCCGCUCCGGACCCGC